GAUCCCGCAACGUACUACAGCGACUCGGGUUUUCGUCAUCUAUACUGGUUGGAAGGUGUUGGGACUCCGGAUUUCUUCUUCGUAUUUUCAAGCUCUUUUAGGUUUUGAUCCAUUCCACCCACACUAUGAGUGCUGAUUCCAAUUCAGUUCGUAAUGAUCUCAUAAAGCUGCUCCACAAGCAUGUUCCUGGAGCAGAUAUAAGUGGCAUAGAUGAGAUCGUAAUCAGCUACGUGACAGGUGUGUUGGAGGAAGUGGCGGCAGAUGCUGAAGAGGUGGACUCAGCAAGCAUGAAGGACGUGAUCAGUGCAUAUGUGCCAGCUUUUGAUGCCAUUUCUGAAGACAUUCUGACAGAAUGGGUACUGGACAUGGUGCAGGGGAUAAAUGAGGAAAAGGAAAAAGCCAAAACAGCUUGUGAUGUCACUUUGGACAAUCUUAUAUCGUCGUUCCCUGUUGAGACGCGCAAGCUUUCGCAGUCCAAGAGCGAGUCAAGUGAAAGAUCUCAGAAGCUUUCAGAGACAUCUAAUGGAUCAGAGGAACAAGAUACUGGCAGUACAAAUGGGGAGGAGCAUGAUGAAUACUCUGAAGGUCUUGCCACCUUGCUUGAGAUGUUUCCAGGAGCCUGCAAUCUCGAAGUCCAGCAUUGCUUGGCUAGCUGUGGAGGGGACCUGGAACAAGCCACAACACUCAUUUUGCAACGGCAGGAGCAAGGAAUAAGUAUCAAGGCUACACCAGGCAGUAAGCUUGUUCCAGGGGCCAAAGGAAACAAAAAAAAGAUAGAUGACAAAGAAGUCCGAAUCUCCAUCAUCAACCGCUAUGGCUUCGUCGAUCACGAUGACGAUACCCGUGAGCAUAGGCCAGUUGCACCUAAGUGGGAGGGGAAGAAGAUGGUGCGCUACCGUGAUAACAAGGUUGUGAGCCUCAAGGGAGAGAGGUACACUGAGUUCAAGAAGGAUGAAACAGCUGAGAUGAAGAAGACAUAUGUGCACCUCAAACCGGGCAAGCAGUAUCGAUUCCACUGAUCCACAGGGUACAAACCUUACUACAUUGCCGCUGUCCAGUGUCACCAGGGCGAGGGGGCGAGGGAUGGUGUGGGCCAGGGCGGUAAGGUUUGUUUUUGUAAUCAACACCAGAGUUAUUUAUGUUACGCGAUAAGGCCGCAGCUUGAGGGCGAGUGCAGACUUGCGAGAGCCUUGAGUGACGUGAUGCUGUUGGUGGGUUCAGUGGAACUUUUAGCAUAUAAUCUCAUGAGAAUUCUCAUCACUCUUCAUUGUUGUUCAUUAGUGUUAUUAUGUAGUUACUGCUUCAGUGUCAGUAAUUGUAUUUUAGUGUGUGAAUUGCUUAUUAGGUACCAAAGAAGACAUAGGUUAUUAAUUGAGGCACUUUACAGCCAGAAUAGGAAAGUGGUUAAAAAGAAAUACUCAGAAUUAUAUAGAAUAUCCUGCGAAAGAUUCUUGAAGCCAUACUCGAAUAGGGUGGAGCUUGCACUGCAGCGUGCAAUACUGUGCGAAAUAACAAGAUUUAACCAUGACACACUAGACUCUGUCAUUAGUCAUAAAGAUUUUAUUAUAUUACAAUACUUAUGGUAUAUGAAUUUUACAAAUUGGAAAACUGGUAGGUUAUUUUCAUAUGUAGGCGUGCUUGUUCAUAACGACUCCAAUAAAACCAUAAUAUAUAGUGGAAGGAAUGAUCUGUGCAGUUUUUUAUAUCUUUAUUGUAGAGUAGCUUUAUUCUCUGAUGAAUUAAUAAAGGUUGAUGAUUGUAAGUGGACAACAGUCAAUAGGUAUAUGUGCAGCUCCCUCAACACUGCACGGGUGGUAAGAAUACCUCAAACUAUUUAUAGUUUAUUAGGUGUAAAUGCAGAAUUCGCAGUUCCUGCAUUAAAGAGAUGAAUUCGCAUAAUCAGAAAAGCAAUAGCAAAGACCAAGCAAAUAUGUGUUUGUUUAUGAAUUAUGUAGUUACCAGUAAUUAUAGUUUGAAAAUAAUUAGUUAGGCAUUCUUUUUAUUCCAGUGAAUUGGUUUGGGAUCAUGUUUUUGGACCAUUUUAAAGAAUUUUAUCUUUUUUUACUAGGUUACAAUUUUUUCCACAUAUGCAAGUAUUUGUAUAUGUACUCUUCCAUAGCAGAUGGAAGCAAUUAAGUUUCUUCUACCUAGUCUAUGUAUUUAGCUGUGGUAUAUCCUAUGAUUACUUUCUCUAUCCAUUAUUAUUAAAUCUAAUAGCAGCAUUACAGAUAUAUAGUAUUCUUUAGACAGCAGAAACAUUUCUCAAACUUUCUUGACCACAGCCCAUUUCUCAGGCAAUGGACUGAUAAUCACAUUAUCAUUUGAUAUUAACCCUUAAGGGCUGGCAACCUCAUUAGCCAGAAAUUGCUCAAACAAGCACAAAAUCAAGUGAUAUUGAAGGGUAAUAAUAUUUACAUUACUUCUUCAAGAAAUAUAAAAUGAGGGACAUGUUGCAUUCAUCAUAAUAUAGAGGGCCUUGAAAAAAAAAAAUGCAAACUAGAAAAGAAUUGAAUUGUGUGCUAGAAAAGGCAUGUAAACAUCCAUUUUGCCUUUGUGCCAAUUAGAUUUUUUAAUCCAAUCCAGGCCAUGAGGGUUAAAGAACAUUAGUUUUAUCCAAGAAGUUUAAAUUUGUUACAAUAAAGUAAUAAGUCUCUGGGCAUUAGAUACAGAUUUAUGUUUGUUUCUUGAUAAUUCUGAUGAUGAUGAUUAUCAACUUCAUUGUUAAAAAAGGUAUCCUCUAUUCACAGAGUUUAAUUGAAGUUGGUUGUUUCCUUUCCUGGUAGUAACUUUACUGUACUGCUGAAUGGGAGGGCUAAGAUAGGACGAUGGUAGUUAUAGUUCUUAAAUGAUUAUACAGUGGUCAAGGUUUUUAAAUGACAGUCUUCCCAAAUUAAAAUAUCAUCAUGUAUCAAUAGUUCUUCUUUUUUCUUGCUUACUCAGUGAGGUAUCAGUGAAUUUAGGUUUUGAAGUGAGCUACAAAUUUCUUACUAUUACCCUUAGUUUCUCUAACAAAUUUACGUAUACUUGUUUUGAUUUAGUACUAUUUCUGGACCUGGUCUGAAUCUCCAUAAGGGCAUUGCUUUUUAACAUUUUUGUUUUUCUUCUUUAAAAGACCACAAAUAUGUAACAAAAACUAAUAUUGGUCUUUCCAAAGAAAGCCAUGUAAAGGAGUAAGAUAUAGUCAUAUAAACCUGCAGGUUUGAUAAAACAGGUUUUAUUUUGUUACUGAAAUUUAGACAUUCCAGUUUCUUGUAUGUCUUUGGCAAUUGAUGUUAGAUUUUGUGUAGUGCAAUUAUUGUGAGGGACAAAUUAAGUGUCAUGAGAAGGAAAAUAUAAUUAGCAGCUAUUAUGGGAAUGAAGUGUC
Messenger RNA from Penaeus monodon (black tiger shrimp), 3364 nucleotides. Its product is annotated as CUE domain-containing protein 2-A-like. Lineage: Eukaryota; Metazoa; Arthropoda; Malacostraca; Decapoda; Penaeidae. The record is from RefSeq and is a predicted model, not a curated record. Gene Ontology annotation, molecular function: ubiquitin binding.